AUGUCUUCACUCAUCCCCAAGAACUUUACCAUCAAGCAGGUGUUAGGAGAAGGGGCUUAUGGUAAAGUGGUCAGAUGUGUCACAGAGGUGGCCGUCAAGGUGCCUCACAACCUGGCCAUGAAAUCCGCGGCCAUGAUGGAGAUGAGAACCAUCGUCCUUCUCGUGGGCUCACCGAGUCAUGGCAUGCUUGAGGAAAGCAUUGAAACACCCAUGUUCUUUGUUGACACUCCCGGUGGAUGGAGGAUAAAGUGUACUCUAUACUAUGGAGAGGAGGCUCCAGAGAAGGAUCCAGAGGAGGCUCCAGAGGAGGCUCCAGAGGAGGAAGAGGACCAGCGUGAUGCGACAGAGCAAAGGGUUUCUCCUGAGAAUGAAGGGUCGGCCUAA
Molecule: messenger RNA, 384 nt
Organism: Knipowitschia caucasica
Lineage: Eukaryota; Metazoa; Chordata; Actinopteri; Gobiiformes; Gobiidae
Source: the annotation of a GenBank genome assembly